Messenger RNA from Knipowitschia caucasica, 3918 nucleotides. NCBI's taxonomy places the organism in Eukaryota, Metazoa, Chordata, Actinopteri, Gobiiformes, Gobiidae. The record is from the annotation of a GenBank genome assembly.
AUGAACUCUGACUGCUGCAAGCCUUCUCCGCCCGGCCUACUCAGCCCUCACUCCCCACUGAUGUCUUCGUCACGGGGUCCCAAGCCAUCUGUCGCCCCUAAACCCAAGAAACUCUUCCAGAACGGGACGCCAACACCGCUCCGGCAAGGAUACGCCAACGGCAGCUUGAAAUGCGUCUUUUUUGACAAGGGAAAUGGUCUAAAAACGCAAGAUGUGGUGCAUAUAGUGUUGAAGAGCGACGACGGUAACCACAUCGACGAGGAUUGGAGGUUGAGUACUCUGACGGAAAAGACUGAUUCAUUGGAGACUUUGGACACGGUUGAGGAAAUGCCGCAGAGAAGGCCUGUCAAACAGUUUCCCUUCACAGAGUAUUACGAGCGCUCGAAUAGGAAAAGGGCGACAGUGAACGAUACGGACGGAUAUGUGGACAUGAGCAGUUUGCCGGGGUUUGAGAAGAAAAUGCAACCAAUGCAGGAUGAAACGGAAAGUGCGUACACAGAGGCGUACAACGUGUGUCCUGUGGCUGUGGCUCCGGUCCGAGACGAAGACCAGGGACGCACUUCAGAGGAGGACUGCGUCUACGAGAGACAGCCUGACGGUCACUCCAGAGCAUAUUACGUGGCCAAAGAGCUGCUGGACACAGAGAGAAAACACAUCAAAGUCCUCAAGCUUCUUCAUGAAGACUUCCGUGAGGCGGUGAUGUCGGUGGUGGAUGCAGAGAUGAAGCCGGUGAUGGAGGAGGACAGACUCAGGGAGAUUCUCAUCGAGUUACCGGACGUUUACAACCUCCACCGCAGAAUCCUGUGUGAGCUGGAGGGACGCGUCAGGCUGUGGAGCGACAGUCAGAAGAUGGCGGACAUCUUCUUGUCGCGGAAGUCCGAGUUCUUGGUGUUCACCACGUUCAUUGGACAUUACGACCGCAGCGUGGCUCUGCUGGAGGAGAGCUGCCGGACCUCACCCAGGCUCUGCGCUGUGGUCCAGGACUUCGAGAAUCGUGUAAAGUCGUCGUUGAAGCACCAGCUGCUGCAGGUGGUCGUCCGCGUGGCUCAGUACAGGAUGCUUCUCACCGAUUACCUCAACAACCUGUCCCCCGACUCCCAGGAAUAUGAGGACACCCAGGCUGCUGUGACGAUCGUGUCCGACAUCGCGUAUCAGGCUAACGACAGCUUGGAGAACGGGGAAAACUUGUUACGUCUGGUGAACAUCGACUACAGCGUGAGGGGCCAGAGUGACCUGCUGCAGCCGGGACGGGUGUUCAUAAAGGAGGGCACGCUAAUGAAAGUCAGCCGCAAAAGUCGGCAGCCUCGUCAUCUGUUUUUGAUGAAUGACAUUCUCCUUUACACAUUCCCUCAACAAGAUGGAAAAUACAGGCUGAAGAACACGCUCUCUCUCGAUGGACUCAAGGUGACUAAACCCAUUGUGGAUGAAGUUCAAAACGCUCUGAGGAUUGACUCAGAGGAGCUCUCCAUCACGCUGUCUGCGAGUUCGUUGGUGGAGAGGGAGGAGUGGUUCUUGACUCUGAGUCACACAGUCAGUGAACACGCCCGAGCUCCAACCGACUUCUUCUCUUCCUUUAUCUACCCAUCUGUCAACCAAAUCUCCACCUACAUCCACAAAUCCAAGUCCUCCUCCUAUCAACUUGACAAGUAUAGGAUCAAUGUGCUCGAGUACCAGAUCGGAAAAUUGAGAGAGGAAUGUGCGAGGACCCACAUCACCAGAGAGGAGCAGACGACAUCUCAGCAGCAGGAGAGAAAGCAACAGGAAAAGAGUCAGGCCUGUGCUGCUAAGCUCCUCUCUGAGAUGAAACAAGACUUCAACAGUGUUAAUGAAGAGGUUUGUGACAUUCUCAAAGACUGUGUGGUCAAAACGAGGGAACUUCCAUACAAAGCUGAGAAGCUAAUGGAGAAAGUUGUGGCACAAGAACAGCUACUCGAGAAGCUGCAGCAGUCGUUUUUGAUAAGGGACCAAUUCAUUGCGACAAGCAAAAGCAAAAGGUUAGAACUCGAGGAAGAGGUUAACACUUUGAGGGGCCGUAACACUUCUCUCACAGCAGAGAUGGCCCUCAAGGAUCAGGGGCACGUGGAGGAAAGGACCAAAAUAACCAAAGACUGUACCUUAAAGGUCACAGCUCUUCAGGAGCAGAUGGAAGGGCUGCAGCAGUCCUUAAUAAAUAAGGACCAAAUUAUUGCAGCAAAUCAAAGUAGAACAUUAGAACUGGAGCUAGACAGGGAAACUUUGAGUGACCGUAUCACCUCUCUCACAGCAGAGAUGGUCCACAAAGAUCAGUUGUAUGUGGAGGAAAAGGCCAAAAUAUCAAAGGAUUGUACCUUAAAGGUCAGAGCUCUUCAGGAGCAGAUGGAGGGGCUGCAGCAGUCCUCAAGAGAAAAGGAUGAAAUGAUUUCAUCAACUCAAAGUAGAAUGUUAGAACUCGAAAAUAACAUUAAGGCUGAGGUAGAGUCACUAAACCUGGCCACAGAACUUCCCUUUGCGAAUACAGAUGAACUGGAGGAUAAUCCGACUGUAGAUUUACUCAGAGUUCAUAUUCACAAACUCCAGAAAGACAUGAAGACUUUGAGAGACCGUAACAGCUCUCUCCAGGCAGAGAUGGUUUUCAAGGAGCAGUCCUCUGUGGAGGAAAUUACCAAAAAAUCCAAAGAGUUUAUAUUGGAGAGAAGCAACCUUAAGGACCAGAUAAAGGAGCUGCAUCAGUGCCGACUAGAAAAGGACCAAACAAUUUGUGAGUUGAGUACAAAGUUGGAGUAUCAAAACUAUCAGCUCACAGAACUGGAGGAUAGUCCGGUUGUAGUCUCACUGAGAGAAUGUAUUCACAAACUCGAGAUGGAUGUCAACACUUUGAGUGACCGUAACAUCUCUCUCACAGCAGAGAUGGUCCACAAGGAUCAGUUGUAUGUGGAGGAAAUGACCAAAAUAUCCAACGACUGUAUCUCUAAGGUGAGUAUGCUUCAGGAGCAGAUGGAAGGGCUGCAGGAGUCCUUAAUAAAUAAGGACCAAAUUAUUGCAGCAAAUCAAAGUAGAACGUUAGAACUGGAGCUAGACAGGGAAACUUUGAGUGACCGUAUCACCUCUCUCACAGCAGAGAUGGUCCACAAAGAUCAGUUGUAUGUGGAGGAAAAGGCCAAAAUAUCAAAGGAUUGUACCUUAAAGGUCAGAGCUCUUCAGGAGCAGAUGGAGGGGCUGCAGCAGUCCUCAAGAGAAAAGGAUGAAAUGAUUGCAUCAACUCAAAGUAGAAUGUUAGAACUCGAAAAUAACAUUAAGGCUGAGGUAGAGUCACUAAACCUGGCCACAGAACUUCCCUUUGCGAAUACAGAUGAACUGGAGGAUAAUCCGACUGUAGAUUUACUCAGAGUUCAUAUUCACAAACUCCAGAAAGACAUGAAGACUUUGAGAGACCGUAACAGCUCUCUCCAGGCAGAGAUGGUCUUCAAGGAUCAGUCCUCUGUGGAGGAAAUUACCAAAAUAACCAAAGACUACACCUUAAAGGUCAGUUCUCUUCAGGAGCAGAUGGAGGGGCUGCAGCAGUCCUUGAUAGAUAAAGACAAAAUUAUUACGACAAAUCAAAGUCUGAUGUCAGACUUUGAGAUUUACAGGAAAGCUUUGCAGGACCGUAUCACCUCUCUCACAGCAGAGAUGGUUUUCAAGGAUCAGUCAUACCAGGAGGAAAAUACCAAGAAGGAUCUGGAAAAUGAGUCUUUCUUUGAUGCCCUGGACUUUGUUUCUGAGGAGAAAGGUGUGGAAACAUCUGCUUACAGAACAAUAGGCAAAUAUCUCAUCAGGGGACUCAUCGGGUUGAGUGCAGUGACUGUGUCUGCCACCGGGGGCUUCCUUCUCGGCCGUUCGGUCUGGAGUGAAGAUGCGUGCUGUUACUGUGGCUUUGAUGAGACUCCUGCUUUCUUCUAA